Athalia rosae (coleseed sawfly) is the source of this 2732-nucleotide messenger RNA. RefSeq lists its product as uncharacterized. Gene Ontology annotation, cellular component: nuclear membrane. The coding region runs from base 45 to 2045 and encodes 666 amino acids. NCBI's taxonomy places the organism in Eukaryota, Metazoa, Arthropoda, Insecta, Hymenoptera, Athaliidae. The transcript is spliced from 6 exons. Gene Ontology annotation, biological process: nuclear migration along microtubule. The record is from RefSeq and is a predicted model, not a curated record. Gene Ontology annotation, molecular function: lamin binding; actin filament binding.
AAUUUUUUCUACUUAUUUCUGAGUUAAACAAAAUAAUCUAAAAGAUGGAUCUUGAACAAAAUUUUGUACUUAAUUUUACAUCGGUUGCUGUCGCAUUUGUGACAACAAUAAUCACUUUUGUCACUGUUGCCCAAAAGUUGAAGAACAGAUGGCCUGUCAAAGUGAAUUGCUGGUUCUGCAAUAAUGACUCAAAAAUUUAUAGACAACAACGUGACUGGUGGCUCUGCUCUUUUUGUGAACAGCAUAAUGGAUUUACUAAGAAUGGGGAUUACAACUUUGAGAUACCUGAACAAUAUAAAAGCCCAGCAAAGAAUUUUGUACGAUACUCAAAGCUAUCUAGUGCAGAACGGUUGGAUGGUAAUAAUGGACUUUGUGUGAAGUGCAACAAAAAUGAAGAGAAGAAAAUGUUGGAGCUGGCAAAUUUUGAACCUUCUAACCACAAUGAAUAUAACUUAGAACUGGAUGUUUUCAAACAACAUUUAGAAGAAAAAUAUAGUUUGUGCCCAAAGUGUUCUAAAUUUGUUGAAGCAGUGCUGAGUAAACAGGCCUCAUGGCUUUUACAGUACAAAAUGGCAUUCUUCAAGAAUAAACCGAUUCAAAACAUAAUCAAUAAUGGAGAAAAGUGGGAACGUAUAUUCCGCAUUUCAUUAAUACUCUUAAAUUCCAUUCUGCUUUAUGACUUUGCGUUCUGGCCACUUCCAAUUGUAGGAAUGCUACUACAGUUAGGUGCGUGUCUGGCAAGCCCGCCUAAUAAACAGGGCCUCGAUAUGGUGGCAGCAUUUUUUUGGGUCUUCAUAAUCCUCCUGUUGCCAUUCAAAGAACUGAAACUAUUGAAAAUUCAUCUACAGAAUGCAUGGUUUGCAAUCGAGUUCGUAACACAACAUCAUGUGAUGGUGGGAUUAACUGUAAUUAUUGGUCUAAUGAAUGUGAGAUUGAGUUCAUUUACCGUUGGAAUGAAGCCGAUUGUAUCUUUGAAGAAACUAGAAUCACCCAAAAAUAAGAAGCUCCAAGCAAUACCGCCCAUUCCGAGAGCAGCAACGAUGGCGUCGUGUAUGGCGGAGAAAGCUAUUGAAAAUGAUAAUCCAAAUAUCAAACACUGCCGAUCACCUGUCAACAUAACAAAUUUGUUAAUGACACCUGUUUCUGUUGAAACACCGAUGCCUAUCAAACCAACAUUAUUUAUGCAAAAUUCUGGGAUGUUUGAUAAGGAUCCUAUGGGAACCAGACUGCCUCUUCCAAACUAUUGCAUGAAACAGAAUCAGAAUCCUUAUAGUUCAAAUAGUUUGUCAUAUCGAUCGUUUGACGAUAAAACAUCUUUAAACGAAAGUCUGAGUACACUGAGCACACUAUCUCUGAGUAAUAGUAAUCGCAAACAGAUAUCAAAGAUUCCGGAAAUAUUUCAAACCAAAGUGUAUGAUAGCGCAAGCCCUGAUUUGUUUACGAAAUUGAACAAAUCACCAAAUAGAAAAUUCGUCCUCAGUCCCCCCAAGCUCAAAUCUGUUACGCAAUCGUCUUGGGUAGCUGGUGGCUACUGGCAGGCAGGUAUGGACGUACCGACAUUAUCUAGAUCAUCUAGCCAAAGCUCUGGUUUCGGUUCGAUUGGUUCUAACUUUGUCCAUUCUAGAGAACCUUCAGUUUACAAUGACUAUGAUCGAUAUUCCGUAGUCUCUGACAUGACACAAUGUUGUCAUAUGUCGAGACAUCUCAGUGCGAAUUCACUAAAUUCUUGCUGUCGCCAAGGGUCUGCAUUUUCAUUUCAAAGACCGGACAGUCCAGUCAAUAGACAGUUUUCAAAAGUUCCUACAAAAACCACGGUAAACCACCAGAGUAUGCCUUUGCUACAAAAUUUGCAUCAAACAGAUCAACAUUCGCGAAGUCAGGUGACUCAGGUCACAAGUAAUAAUAGCGAUAGUAGAGAUGUUCAAGAAAUACCGAGGCAGACAAUUCACACCACAGUCCUAACUAGUCCUAUUUGGUUACCUGUCUUGUUGUGUGGAUCUUUAGUCUUUAAUAUGAUAGUGCUGUGCACUACACUUCUACGUUGAACUGGAUAACUGUUCAAAGUAGACUAAUAUUUGAUUGAAUUCAUUGUUUUUAAUCUAGAUAAUUGCAGAGUUUAGAUAGACCGAUUAUUCAUCCAUGUCUUAUUCAUUUUAGUUUUUGAGCAAUUCAAUUUGAAUCAACGAGUUGAUGUGUAUUUACUUUCAUUUAAGCGUGAUCUAACUGCGAUUAAUUUAAAUUUCUCGCUGAAUAACUGCCACUCUUUAGGGAAUAUUUUGAAAUUAUGGAGAAAAUUUUUGCAAUUAUUUGCGAAAACUUAAGUUUGUUGGAGUCAUUGAUUAUUAUACUGACUCUAAGAAUUGAGAAAUAUUUUAAUUUGAUUUAGGAAAGCGGCAGCUGAGCUAGUUUUGAGCGAAUGCCAAUUCGGAUUUGUGUCAUGUCAUGAAAUAUGUGAUAACGUUGGGGUAACGUCGAUAUUGUUUUAAGUCCGGAUAGUUAUUCAUAGAUAGAGAAAAUUGAACAUAAUUUUCAGUAACUUGCUCAAGCAUGUGUUUGCCGCUAAUAUAACUAAGAGAACAUGAUAAAAUUUUCAAACUUUAUUUGUUAUAUAAUUUCGUUUAUGAAACUAGAAUAAGUAAUAUUUGUUGUUAGUUAAAACCGUUCUCUUUAUUAUGCAAAAGCAAAAUGUAUUCAACAAUACUGCUAGUAUCAAGUAAAACAUGUAUUUUUUA